Molecule: messenger RNA, 2177 nt
Organism: Austrofundulus limnaeus
Lineage: Eukaryota; Metazoa; Chordata; Actinopteri; Cyprinodontiformes; Rivulidae
Product: protein transport protein Sec61 subunit alpha-like 1
Exons: 12
Coding region: 182-1612 (476 amino acids)
Biological process (GO): protein transport
Cellular component (GO): membrane
Source: RefSeq, a predicted model, not a curated record
GAGGACGUGGCUUGUGUGUKUUCUCCUUCGGAGAAGUGACGUGUGUCUGCGGCUGGUCUGGUGACGUGUCUCUUCGGCUCGGUCUCUCUUUCCUCUCCGAGUGGCUGAUGGAGCCACACUGACUCCACUGAACACUCGAAACUGGUAGCAGCUACGCGGCAGGAGUCGAGCCGAGGACRCCAUGGGGAUUAAGUUUUUGGAAGUCAUCAAGCCUUUCUGUGCAGUCCUGCCAGAGAUUCAGAAACCAGAAAGAAAGAUUCAAUUCAGAGAAAAAGUACUAUGGACUGCCAUCACACUAUUCAUCUUUCUGGUGUGCUGCCAGAUCCCGCUCUUUGGCAUCAUGUCGUCAGAUUCAGCAGAUCCUUUCUACUGGAUGAGAGUAAUCUUGGCUUCUAACAGAGGUACUCUGAUGGAGCUCGGUAUCUCACCCAUCGUCACCUCAGGUCUCAUCAUGCAGCUGCUGGCUGGUGCAAAGAUCAUCGAGGUGGGAGACACUCCCAAGGACAGAGCUCUCUUCAACGGAGCUCAGAAAUUGUUUGGAAUGAUCAUCACCAUCGGACAGGCCAUCGUGUACGUUAUGACUGGCAUGUAUGGAGAUCCUUCAGAGAUGGGUGCUGGUAUCUGCUUACUCAUCAUCAUUCAGCUGUUUGUGGCAGGUCUGAUAGUCUUGCUUCUGGACGAGCUGCUUCAGAAGGGCUACGGUCUGGGUUCUGGGAUCUCUCUCUUCAUUGCGACAAAUAUCUGCGAGACGAUUGUCUGGAAAGCCUUCAGUCCCACCACCGUCAACACAGGCAGAGGUACUGAGUUCGAGGGAGCCAUCAUCGCUCUCUUCCAUCUGCUGGCCACCCGCACAGACAAGGUGCGCGCCCUGAGAGAGGCUUUCUACAGGCAAAACCUGCCCAACCUCAUGAACCUCAUCGCCACCAUCUUUGUGUUCGCCGUGGUCAUAUACUUCCAGGGCUUCAGAGUGGACCUGCCCAUCAAGUCGGCUCGCUACCGUGGUCAGUACAACACGUACCCCAUCAAACUGUUCUACACCUCCAACAUACCCAUCAUCCUGCAGUCUGCCUUGGUCUCCAACCUGUACGUCAUUUCGCAAAUGUUGUCAACACGCUUCAGCGGCAACUUCCUGGUCAACCUCCUGGGAACCUGGUCUGACACAUCGAGYGGAGGACCGGCUCGAGCCUACCCAGUGGGCGGUCUCUGCUACUACCUUUCUCCCCCGGAGUCGUUCGGUUCCGUCUUAGACGACCCGGUCCACGCUGUCAUCUACAUCGUCUUCAUGCUCGGCUCUUGUGCCUUCUUCUCCAAGACCUGGAUUGAGGUCUCAGGCUCGUCAGCCAAAGACGUGGCGAAGCAGCUGAAGGAGCAGCAGAUGGUAAUGAGAGGACACAGAGAGACCUCCAUGGUGCAUGAACUGAACAGGUACAUCCCCACAGCUGCUGCCUUCGGCGGGCUCUGUAUAGGAGGGCUGUCGGUCAUGGCAGACUUCCUGGGUGCCAUCGGAUCGGGUACAGGAAUCCUCUUGGCUGUGACCAUCAUUUACCAGUACUUUGAGAUCUUUGUGAAGGAGCAAAGUGAAGUCGGCAGUAUGGGAGCGCUUCUCUUCUAAAAGCAAAACAAAAAAAACACCAAUUCUCUGACCCACAUCAGACACAAAGAGUCCACUUUUCUGUUAUUUKUUUAUUUUGCUGUUUGUUCGAUCUGAAUUUAGCAGCAGGGGUAAGUCUUUUUUACCCCUCUGGUUUUGUUCCACACCGUACUGCUCUCGUUUGAUAAAACGGCUGAGCGUAGUAACGAGUGUGUUCAGUUCUUUUAUUUCAGUAGUGGUUCCCCAUGUCCCCGCUGGCUGCCUGAACCCCCUCUGACUGUCUUAUCAGCCAAAAGAAUAAAUAAAUAAAUAAAAGCACACACUCACGAGGGGUCCGCUUCGACUUACCUCAGGCUUUUUUUCUUUGUAGACCAUUUAAGGAACACUAAGAGCGACAUGUCUUCAGCUGAAAGCAUUGUGCCUGAAUAUUUCGGGGGCGUUGAUAGAAAGCCAUAUCAUGUUCAUCACCUGUCAAUGCCUGAGGUGUCUAAGGUCCUAAAGCAGGCUGUCAAAAGCGUUGUGUUGACAUGCUGGUUCUCCUGAUAAAGCUUCUGGUAAUCUCAGAUAAAACUAUCAGUGAUGCUCA